AUGCUUCCUAUUGGAGGGACAGCUUUUCUUAGCACUGCAGAGAAACAAAGUUUGGCUAGUGCAGAUAGAAUGGGUGAUGGAAAACAGGGAAAGCACCCUGAUGUAAUGUUUACGGAGAUGUGUGAUGGAAAAUUGUAUGAACUUAUGUUUGUAGAAUGUUCGCACUUGGUCUGCACCAAGAAAAAAAAAGAGAAUGACAAAGUGAAGCUAUGGAGGGAGAUGAAUGAUGGAAUGUAUUUUCUUCAUGGGAAUUGUAGGCCUGUCAAAAAUGAAUUUGGAAUUCUUGGAAUUCAGGUUGCGGGGGAUAUGUUGCACCUUAAUAUACUCAUUAAAGAUGGCAAUGACAUCCACCAUCUCUAUCACUUACACUCUGUCAAAAUUCCGGUGCAGUUAUCUAAUAGUGAAGAUGUAUUUCAAUUAGUGGAGACAUUAUUGAUAUUAAGGAAUAUCAUGAUUGUUAACGUUUUGUUACUAUUACAUGCACCAAUAGCUAGAUCAGUGCAUCAAAAGAAAUGA
Entrophospora candida is the source of this 516-nucleotide messenger RNA. The record is from the annotation of a GenBank genome assembly. Lineage: Eukaryota; Fungi; Glomeromycota; Glomeromycetes; Entrophosporales; Entrophosporaceae.